Cinara cedri is the source of this 9333-nucleotide messenger RNA. The record is from the annotation of a GenBank genome assembly. Lineage: Eukaryota; Metazoa; Arthropoda; Insecta; Hemiptera; Aphididae.
ACUAAGACCAUCUGUCCCUUGAACCGGUUUUAUAGAUUAUAUUAUAUUAUAGGUAUAUAUGUAUGUUUCAUAUUCCAUAAAACACAAGUUAUAUUUCUCUUUCAAUUCUUAACACGUAAAAAUUGUUUCAGACAAGCUGUACGUCGUUCAGUUCAACAUGGUUAGACCUUCCGUUAUAAUUUUUUUACUAUCAACGGCGACAUUUGUCGCUUGCUCUUUUGCAAAUGUUUUGUAUCCGGUGGAGAGUGAAAGCCGUGAAUUACGUACAUUACAUGGCUUGUGGAACUUUAAGAUAUCUCCACCAUCUGAUCAAUCAAUUGGUUUUGACAACAAAUGGUAUUCUGUGCGAUUUGAAACGGUAAGCUAUAACAUAUUAAUAUAAGUUCACAAAAUACUUUUAGUGCAAAUAUUUAAAAAAAUAUAACAAAAUCAUGAGUCACAGCCGGGUUUGGAAUUUAAAGCACAAAGAAUCAACCAAAAUAGCAUUUAAAAAUGUAUAACAAAAUAAUAAAGUAAAAGCAAAAUUAUUAAAAUGGUUAAUACUCGUAAAUAAAUAUAUAAAUAAAAAAAUGUGUACAUAAAAAUAAAAUAAAUAAAUAAAUGAAUGCGUCGUCUGGAGUAUUAUGAUAAGUGUACUUUACGACCGGUUUCGAAUAAUACACUUAUCAUAAUACUCCACACGACGCAUUCAUUUAUUUAUUUACUUUGUUUUUAUACAUACAUUUUUUAUUUAUAUAUUUAUCUACUAUUUUUAAAAAUUUAAUUGUGAUCCCUUAAAAACCGUAAUAAGUUCUAUUAGCUUUGAAAUACGCACUUAUAAAAAACGAAAAAAAAGUAAAAAGCAUUUUUUUUUUCAAAACUAUCGAAAUUAGUAAAAUAAACCACUUUCUAAUUUCAUAUUUGAAUUUUUAAAUCGUUUUAAAAAUACACUCACAGAUUUGUAUUACCCUAUAUCAAGGCGAUGACUGACACGAUAAGUAGACAAAAUAUAUUUAAGGAAAUUAAAGUUGCUAAAGUAAUAAGCUCUUUCGAGACAGUGUACAAUUUUUCAAACAUUUUUACAACGUUCUGUCUAUUUUUCAGUUAUUUACUGGCAUUUGAAAUGUUCGAAUAUUUUAGGUUUUUAUUCGAUUUCAUGUGACGCAAGUUGUUAUGAUCUAGAGGAAAUGGUCGAAAAUUUACUACAAGGUUUAUCAUGAAUUACAACUAGUGAUAAAAAAAUGUUUGUAGUGCGUAAUCAGUAACUUUUUUAUAUGCGUUCAAAGUUAAAAUUUUAAUAAAAAUAUGCACUGAUUCCACUUAAAAUAAAUAUGUAGUAGAGAUAUUCAACAAUUUCUGACGAAUUAGUUAAGGUACGAGGUCUCCCUAAAACCCCCCCAAUUAAUAUCUAUCUGCUAAUACAUACAUAAAAUUAUUUUACUACAGAUAAAAAUAAUUAUUUUAUUACAGUAGUUGUUUCUGUUAUAUUUUUUCAGUUGGGUGAUUAUUGGAAAAUGCCUGUACCAUCUAGCUAUAAUGAUGUAACUGUAAAUUCAACCAUUCGAGAUUACGUAGGUUGGUCUUGGUAUCAGUAUGAGUUUUAUGUACCAAAAAGAUGGUCCGAUGAUCAGCUUAACGUGUUUGUACGGUUUGGCAGUGUGCAUUUCAAAUCAAUUGUGGUGGGCACUAUUUUGUAAUACUUUUUUUUUUUACUUUAACAAAAAACCUCAUCAGCAUUUAGAUACUCAUUCUCAGUCUAACUAAUGUGAAACAUAUUAUAGUAAAAUUAAAAUACUUAGAAUUUUAACUGAGGUGUUUGAACAUAGAGUUUAAACACAGAUAACGACAUUUAAAGAGGCUAAUAUUUUAAAAAGCAUUAUUUAAUAAUUUCCUUUUUACUAAAAUUAUAUUUUAGAAAAGAACAAUGGAAAAUAAUAAAGUAACAGCUAUGGUAGAUAUGCCUUUUUAAAGGUUAGUUAACAUUUUAAUCCGGGGAUUUUAAUUCGAUGAGAUAAUUUUGAUCAGUUUUGAAAAAAAAAAUAAAGUUUUUUAAUCGGAUUAAAAAGUCCUCAAAACGAAUCAAAUUGUCCCCAGGUCAAAAUGUUUCUUACUCUUUUUAAAUGGCUAUAACUUUUCUGUUUGACAAUAUUCAAGACAGAAAGCAAUGUGAUGCACUGGUGCCCUCCAAAAUAUUUCCCUAUUUUUAGUUUUAGCUUCUGAGUAGAGUUGAAAUAUAUUGGUGUUCCUGUGACGAGAGCGAUUUUUUGUGUGUGUGAACAACUUUUUUACUAGAUAUCCAGUAUCAAUCAAAAGAUGACUAAUAUUUUUACUAGCCUUUUCUAGAUGCGAAAAAUUGUCAAAAUAUUCUAGCUAUUUUUAAGUUAUUAACUUAUUAAGUUGUUAUUAAGUAUAUAAUAUUUUCGAGUUCUCUUAUUUUUAUUUUGUUAUAACUUUUACGUUGAUAAACUGUUUUAGUCGAGUGGAAAUAAUUAAACAUGUUACAUAACGUUAAUCUUAAGUACUGUACUUAAUAGCAAAAAAAAGUUAAACGUUAUUUUUUAAGUAAUUAUAAAAUUCAAAUUUUAAUAGAAACCGUAAAAAAUAGCACGAAAUUUCCGGUAUUAUUUUUCAUUGGUAAAAAUCACGACAUUUUGAAACAUGUUUAACGGAACUUCGUAGAAUAUACAGAUACUUGUACAGUUAUAAAUUAAAUAACUUUAUGCACAAUGUUCAUUGUACUCUACCUUUGCCACCACUACGUCCUAUUCGUGUUUUGUUACGUUAUUAUUAAAAUUGUUUAAUCUACCCCCUCCCUUAAACAACCCUUGGAUCUGUAAUUACACUCACCAGCAGUAUUCUUUUGCGAUUUGUGUUUAAAUUCGAAUUUCAAUUUAAAGUCCAAAUUUUAAAUUAUGUUUAUAGUAUAACGUAUAACCCUAGUUUAUAUCUAUAAAAUAGCCAUGGAAUUACAAUAAUGCUGAAAACUGCAAUGCGCGUAGCCACGUAGUGAUAAUAAUAAAUAUACCUACACCUUAUGCAGAGUGUUUAACAAGUAUGUGGCAAUUUAUGGUAAACAAAUAUUAUAUUAUACGUUCUUAUUAUUAAUACACUAUGUUGGUAUGUAUACUAUAACAAUAGUGUAUGAUUGCAGUGGUUAAACGGUCAAUUAUGCGUUGAUCAUGAAGGAGGACAUUUACCGUUUAUCGGUGAUGCUUCUCGUCUUCUUAAAUACGGCGAAUAUAAUUUAAUUGUAGUUGCUGUAAAUAACACCUUGAGACCAGAUACCAUACCCCAAGCAUUUACUACAUUCCCAAACAACAGUUACAAGUAAUAUAUAGGACGUCAUCCUAAAUACAAACUUAAAAAUUACUUUUAGUUUUUUUAAAUACAUAUUAUGUUACUUAUAAUAAUUUAUUUGUAUUACAAUUACAGGUAUCCAAAAGGAUAUAGAAUAUAUUCUCAUAAUUUUGACUAUUUUGAUUAUUCUGGCAUAAACAGAGCAGUCCAAUUAUAUACGACACCAAAAGUUUAUGUUUGUGACAUCACCAUAUUGACUAGUUUUGGGAAUAAUUCAGAAGGUAUAAUAUGUUUCAUUUUUUUUAAAAUCUAAAAUCGUAAAUUAAAAAGACGUCCUAAGAUAAUGGGGACGGGUAAUGUAAAUCUUUUAGCAAUGAUUAACUAUUGUUAACGAAAAGACGAUUCUGAGCGGAGUUCAGUUGAUAGUGACGCUUUGUCAAUAAUAUAUAUAUAUAUAUGCCAUAUUAUAGUAAAAUAAUUAAAUAGGUAUUAUAUAUUAUUUUUUUAAUAAUAUUUGUUACACUCUCCCAUUUUCUACCAGUUUUUUUCGGUGUUUUAUUUAUUGAGAAGAAUCUGGAGAAAAUUGAAAAACGACUUCUUUAAGUACCUCCCCAUGCCAAUUUUCUUUCAGAAAAGAUGCCACACAUAAAAAUCGGAGCAAGUUCUCUGGUAGGAAAGUUGUCCACAGAUGAAAAAAAAAAGAUAUCUUUGUAAAACCAUAAGCUUCUUCGCUCCACUCAGAAUCCAAAAUUUGACUGAAUUAAAUUAUAGGCGAUUCGAAUGAAAAUAACAUUUUAAACUAAUAAAUAUUUAAAAUUUAAUUUUUGUAAAGGUAUAGUUUUAUUUUUAUUUUUUACUUUAAAAAAUUUAAUUAUCUUUUAAAGGGGUUGUUGAUUAUAAAGUAGAUAUUUGUGGAAAAAAUGAAUCUGGAUGUAAUAUUACACUUUUGGAUGCUAAUCGAAAUGUAGUAGCUCAAUCUAAUGCGUGUUCUGGACAACUUAUUAUUCCAAAUGCAAUCCCUUGGUGGCCAUUUAUGUCAGGAAAACAAUAUAUUGCCUACUUAUACACAUUCCAGGUAUUAAACUAUGCAAAAUAUUUAUCAAUUUAUCUAUAUUUUGAAUAACUAUAAAAUGAUUAUAUCAAAAAAUGUUGUUAUUUUAUUAAUGUCUUUUUUUUUUUAGGUAAAAACUGACAAUGAAAACUCUGACUAUUAUCGAAUGAAAAUCGGUAUUCGAACUCUUCAAUGGACAACAAAAGAAUUAUUAUUAAACAAUGAACCAGUUUAUUUGAGAGGAUUUGGAAAACAUGAAGACUCUAUAGUAAGUUAUUAUAAAAUUAUUUAUAUUGAAAUAUAAAAUUAAAAUUGAAAUAGUAUAAAAUUCAAAUUACCAAUAGGUGAAAAUUCACGAAUUAUUAGAUUGUUUCUCAUAAUUAUUUUUAUCUUUACUUUGACUUAUUUUUAUUAGAAUUGAAACACAAUUUUUAAUUCUUUAGGAAAUGUAAAAAAAGGUAUUUAAAAUGCAAAAUAAUUGUAUUUUUAGGUUAGUUUAGGUUAGGUUAUAUCUUUAUUUACCUGGACGCGUACGACAUCGCCGGUCACACAGUUUUUAGGAACCUUGAGUGGGCGGAGGAGAGGAGCGGUGUCCGGGGAUUUGACGGUAGUCGAGAUUCUCUGCAGCCAGUGGACAUCCACAUCCUGUUUUGUAAUCUCGAAGGGCUGUGUAACGACCCCAUUACGCCCGACUCUAUCAAAUUUUUGGCUAUGGCAAGCCGCGGUUUGGAGGUUUUCCUCGUCAUACAUGAUCUAGAACUCUAGUCGAUAAAGUGGAAUAAGUAGAAAUGGUGGAAUAGUAGGGUAGACCAAACCGAGGAAAUCAAUGCUAACGGCCUAACGUGACCCCCAUUCCCGAUUCGGCGGAGCUACAUGGGUGAAAAAAAAUAUGGUUAUAAUUAUUAAAUAAUUUAUAACCUUUUAGAUUCAGAGUGGAGCGAAGAAGCUGUGGUUUUACAAAGAUGUUUAUUUAUUUUUGUUUUUUCUGUAGACAACUUUUCUACCAGAAAUCUUGCUCCGAUUUUUAAGUGUAGCACUUUUUCUGCAAUGAAACCAGAUUAGGGAGGUACUUUAUAGAGAUCAUUUUUGAUUUCCCUGGGAGUUUUCCCAACAAAUAGGAAUAACCGGGAAAAAAAUGGGAAAAUCGGUACAAUAUUAAACAAAUAUUAUUAAAGAAAACUAUUUUACCAUAAUAUGACAUAUAUAUAUUGUUGACAAAGCAACACUUGCAACUGAACUUCACUCAGAAUCGUUUUUUUCGUUAGCAAUGGUUUAUCGUUAAUUAUAGAUAUAGUAUAUUAAAUUCCCUUCUGUAUCCUACCUUGUAACUUUCCACUUACAACAGAGGCUGCACCCACGUGCGAAAUAUGUCCAUCGUUUUUAUUAUUGCAUUGCCAUAAAUAUAAAAAAUUAAUAUUAUUAUUAUUACAAUAAACCUCGAACCAAGUGUUAUAUCACAGUUAGGUUAGGCGAGGAUCUGGAUCGGGCGGCUGUAUCGUCUGGAGUGCUUUUACUGUGAGAGAAACUCUACAGAUUAAAAGAAAGAUAUCUGAAAAUGUAUUUAAUUUUACUAACCUUAGAUUAUAACUAUGUCCAGUAUAAUGUAUUAAUACAAUACUGAUAUUUUAGAAAAAUAGACUAAAAUAAAAUAAAAUAUUUUGUAUUAUACCUAGAUACGCGGAAGAGGGUAUGACGAUGUAUUAAGUAGUAGAGACUAUUAUUUAAUUAAAUGGUUAGGCGCUAAUUCUUUUCGUACAUCGCACUAUCCAUACGCAGAAGAAACAUUACAGCAAGCUGAUGAAGAAGGUAUCAUGGUCAUCGUGGAAGCCGCUGCGUGUAGUUUGAGGUCUUUCAUAUAUAUUUAAUAUAGUAAUACACAGAUUAUAGGUAUCUAGUUAUUUAAAUUCAAUAAUUUAAUUCUUUUAAUAUUAACUGUUAAAAGUAUAUUCGGACCAAAUUUAUUGAAAUUCCAUAAGCGUAUGAUGACGGAAAAUGUCAAUCGGGACAAAAAUCAUCCAAGUGUCAUUAUGUGGUCAAUAGCCAAUGAGCCCCAGAAUCAAUUAAAUUCAUCUAUAUCGUAUUUUAGGUGAGUUUUAUUUUAACGAAUUUAAAGAAAAACCAAUAAGCUUACAUAAUAAUACUAUAUCAUAUGGUGAUAAACUUCAUAUUUAUUUGUAAAUAUUAACUAGGGCAGAAGACUUGUAGCAUAUGCAUAUAUUUUUGCACAUUAAUAAAAAUAGCAGAGUACGAAACUAAUUCAUUAUUUAACAAAUCUAGUUUUGAAAUUUUUUUUUGUAUAUAAAUGCAUAUUUCGAGUUUUUUUUAUUUUAGAGCAUAUUUAUUUCAUUUUAUACUUUUAGAAGCCUAUUUUAAAUAAUUUAUCAUUUCAUCAAUAUAUUUCCGCCAACGUUAUAAUUUCAUCUUAAAUACAACUAAAAUAUUGUUGAAUUUAAAAUUAAUUAAACUUAUAUUGUAUAGAUAGGUAUUAUGGUUGUUUUAUAAUCAUAUAAUAUAGUUUUUUCUUGAAACACAUCUCGAGGGUCGCCGAUUAGAUUCAUUUUAUUUAUAAACAGUAAACACUAACAAUUUUAUUUUUUAGAACCAGAAGAAGAAUUUUAAAUAAAUCAAAUUUUAUUAACAAUUUUAUAAAAAAAUGAUGAAAAAAAAUAUAAGAGCAUAUUUGUAGUGCAUAUUAUAAAGUUUUAAGUACAUAAGUGCUUGCAUAUUUAGUGCUUUUUUAGAUCUACUAAUCCUCUGCCUUAAUAAUAACCCUUCCUUAUUUCUCUAGUCUAAAUUCAAAACUGCUAUAAUUUUAACUCAUUCCGGUUCUGAUAUUAGUGUUGUAUACAUAUGAAAAUGAUCAUGAAACCAAAUUUGUUUAUAUUUAAAAUUAUGAUAUGUGAUUCAGUAUUCGUUUUUACUCUAUUUUGUUAUUACAAAUAACAAUUUAUUUUAUAGUUGUGUGUUUUAUAAGAAGGUAUAGUUUAAAAAAUAAAAAAUAAAAUAAACCACAAAUAUAGAAAUUAAAAAAAAAAAAAUCUGAAACUGUUUUUCAAUUUUUUUUAAAGAGAACUUUAUCAACAUGUGCGACUUAUGGAUCCAUCACGCCCAAUUACUUUUGUCAAUAGCCAACAGAUUCAAAAUGCUAAAGCGGUAAUAUUUAUAUUUGAAAGUAACUGAUUAUUUAUAGGUAAAUGGAUAAUCAAUGUUUUGGUAAUUGACUCUUUCUGUGGUAUACUUAAUGAGAAUAGUGAACAAAUACAAAUUUAAAAAAAAUGUAUACUUAAACAUAAACCAUAAUUAUAGAUUCAGUAUAUGGAUAUCCUAACAUUAAACCGAUACAGCGGUUGGUACAGCGAUUCGGGUCAUUUAGAGAUUAUUCAAUAUCAAAUGUAUAAUGAAUUAGUAGCAUUCACAACACAAUUUGAAAAACCUAUACUAAUUACAGAAUAUGGCGCUGGUUCACUAAGUGGAUUACAUUCAGUGAGGAUGGCAUUUAUUUAUUUUAAUUUGAAAUAUUUUAUAGUUUUGUACAAAUAAUUAUAAAAUUAGAAUAUUGUAAAUUUAAUUAAUUAAUCUUCUAAAUUUGUUUGAAUAAAACUAAAUGUAUUAUAUUAUAGGUACAUAUUAAGAUAGGUAAAGAAAGGUCAAAUAUUAAUAUUAAUAUACCUAAUCAAUAUUCUAUAGCGAGUUGUAAAUAAUAUUAUUAUUUUGAAGUAUAAUGUAAAAUUCCUAUUACUUAGGUUAUAUGAAAAUUGUUGAUAAUAAUAUAAUUAAGGGGAUGGGUGCGAUUUUCACGGAAAUGUCCUUUGCUUAAAAUGCUUCUUUGAACUCAGAGACCUCUAUACUAUAUGUAUAUGUAUACAAUUUUAGUUCGAAAUUUUAAUAAUAGAACACUGCAGAAGCGUUUACGUGAUUGUGCGUAGAUGACUUUCUUACAUAGAACCAUUUACAUAUGUACGUUAUAUUUAUAAAUAAUAUCGUUUUAAUUUUUCUAUGAUUAAAAAAUAGUAUUACGGAGUACCUUGUUAUUUUUCGUUGUAGAUCAAUAUAUUUGGUAAAAACCAUUUCUAAAUAAAACUGAGCAUUAAGGAAUAUUUAAAAUUAAAAGUUAUACUUGUAAUUUUGUUUGUAUUCUUAUAAUAAUUAUUAUUUAUUAUAAUGUUCAUAUUAUUCAAAAGUAAUGAAUAAAUUAAUAAUAUCCAAGUUCUUUAAUCAUUUAAAUUCAAAUAGAAUAGGUAAGGUUAGGUUUACUGUUUGAUGCAAGAAGGGCAUUUUCAUGACCAAAUAUCUCUUUUAUUCAAAACUUAGAGUGGUCACAAAGAAUGAGCAGAUCCAAAAGAGUGUCACAUUAGAAACUUCGGUUAUCCUAAAACAUAUUUUUCUAGAAAAUGUCCUUCUUGCACCCAGCUUCUCAAUUAUUUAAAGCAUGUUAAACAAAAUAUAUUUAUGCAGGUGUAUUGUAUUUAGAAAAUAAUUAUUUAAUCCUAUAUUUGUAUUAUUACAUAAAUCAAGCUGCCGGAAACGAUGUGGAGUGAAGAUUUUCAUGUUACUAUGCUUCAAGAGAAUUUUAAAACGUUUGACUCAUUAAUUGCAAAUAAUAUCCCUCUUUUAGGAGAAAUGAUAUGGAAUUUUGCAGAUUUUAAAACACCUCAAGGUAAAUUAAUUUUUAAAACCAUGACGUAUUUUAAAGUUAGUUAUACAUUUGUAUUAAACUAUUUUUUUUAUUUUAGAAUAUAUAAGACCGGGUUUGUGUGUAAAAGGAUUGUUUACCAGGGAACGACAACCGAAGAUGGCUGCAUAUGUGGUCAAAGAACGUUAUAAUAAAUUUACAAGUAAUUCUGCAGUGCAGAAUGAAACCUUAAAGUGUUAUUCAAUGAAUACAUUGCCAUAUGUUAAUCAAAUUGUUUAAUACAGCUAAUAAUAAUAUAUCAGUAGAAGUAUUUGCAAGAGAUGAGUAUUUGAAAACAAACUAGGUAUUAUUUAAUAGUAAAAUUGUUUUAAAA